UGUGACCAUGUCUAUCAAAGCCAUGAAGACCACCACCUACUCCCCUGUGACAACCUCUAGGGGUCCAGCCCAGGGCUUCAGCAGCCUGUCUUUCUCAGGCUAUGGAAGCCAUGGUGUGGAUGGUGCUGGGCAGAGCUACGCUGUCUGUGGUCCCUAUGGGGGAGUGGGAAGUAGUGGUGCUCCCCUGGGCACUAGGGUGCAUAAGGUGGUCAGUGGGUAUAGACCAAGAGGAGGUGGUGCUGAAUUUGACUAUGUGGACUUCGGUGAAGGUAUGGGAGGUGGCUUGGCCAACAGAGUAGUAGUUCCCAUCACAGCAGUGACCGUGAAUGAGAGACUUCUGGCCCCCUUGAACCUGGAGAUUGACCCCAACAUCAAGGCAAGCCGCACCCAGGAGAAGGAGCAGCUCAAGACCCUGAACAACCGCUUUGCUUCCUUCAUUGACAAGGUACGCUUUCUAGAACAGCAGAACAAAAUGCUUGAGACCAAGUGGAAACUGGUACAGAAAAAGAUCCCAUCCCGCUCCAACAUCGACUCCAUGUUUGAAGCCUACACUGCUAACCUGCAUAAGCAGCUGGACACCCUGGGUCAUGAGAAGGCCAGACUGGAAUCUGACCUGCAUAGCAUUACGGGCCUGGUCGAGGACUUCAAAACCAUGUAUGAUGAUGAGCUCAACAAGCGACAGGAGUGUGAGAACAAUUUUGCCCUCCUAAAGCAGGACAUAGAUGCAGCCUUCAAGACCAAAGUGGAGCUGGAGGCCAGACUUGAUGGGCUCUCUGAUGAGAUUGAGUUCCUGAAGAUUAUCUAUGAUGCAGAAAUCCAUGAUCUGCAGAGCCAAAUGAAGGACACAUCUGCUGUGGUGGAGAUGGACAACAGUCGUAAUCUCGACAUGGACGCCAUUGUCACUGAGGUCCGUACCCAGUAUGAAGACAUUGCCAACCGCAGCAAAGCUGAAGCUGAGUCAUGGUACCAGACUAAGGAUGCAGAGAUGCAGCACUCAGCAGGUAGAUACAGUGAUGACCUGAAGUCAACCAAAGCCCAGAUUGCUGACAUAAACCGCAGGAUAAUGAGGCUCCAGUCUGAAAUUGACAUGGUGAAAGCACAGAGAAACAAUCUGGAAGGUCAGAUGAAAGAGACUGAGGAACGUGGUGAACUGGCAGUAAAGGAUGCUAAACUACGCAUCAGAGACCUGAAGGAAGCUCUUCAAAGGGCCAAACAGGACAUGGCCCUUCAAGUCCGCCAGUACCAGGAGCUGAUGAAUGUGAAGCUCGCGCUGGACAUUGAGAUUGCCACCUACAGGAAACUGCUGGAAGGAGAGGAGGACAGGUUAGCAACUGGAAUCAAGACCAAUAUAUUCAAGCGGACUUCUGUGAAUUACAACACCUACAGUCUGGAGAGCUCCCGCACCCCGUCCUACAUCGCUGGCUCCUUUGGAGGAGACGAAGCUAGCAGAGAUCUUGUCACUGACCUUGAGGGAGCAGCCGCGAAGAGCAGCACAGUAACCAAGACAGAGACUGUGGUGAUCAAGAGAGAAGGGAAGAAAGAAGAGGAGGAGGUAGAGAUAAAGGAGGAGGAACAUGUAGAAGUUGAGGGGCCAGCUGCUGUGGAGAAGAAGGAGCCAGUGAAGACUGAAGCUGUGGCUGAGGAGUGAUCUUUUUAGAUUCAUGAUUUAUGUUUUCGGGUGUUGAGAAAAAAACACACCUACUCUGUUUUGUUGUCCAGUUCUUUAAUGAUUCAUUAUCCAAAGUGCCUUCACCCAAUAAUCAUUUUAUACUGAUAAUGGUUUCUACUGUUAAGAGCCAACAACACAACUUUCUUUAUAAUGAAGAGACGCUAAUGUGUAGACGUGCUAAUGAUCGAGUCUAUGUUCAGGCUUUCUUGUAAAUUACUAAGUUCUUUAGUGUAUGAUGUAGUCAGGUCACUGCCAACGCCAGUGAUCACUGCACAACACCUGCUCAGCCAGCAGAUGACACUGUUUUCUGUGUUUUCCACUGCUGUUCAAUCUUGUCCCGGGCCAGCAAAAAGCACUGCUGUAAUAUCAGUAC
Messenger RNA from Monopterus albus (swamp eel), 2042 nucleotides. RefSeq names its product keratin, type II cytoskeletal 8-like. NCBI's taxonomy places the organism in Eukaryota, Metazoa, Chordata, Actinopteri, Synbranchiformes, Synbranchidae. Gene Ontology annotation, molecular function: structural constituent of skin epidermis. Gene Ontology annotation, biological process: keratinization; intermediate filament organization. The transcript has 9 exons. The coding region runs from base 8 to 1648 and encodes 546 amino acids. Gene Ontology annotation, cellular component: keratin filament. The record is from RefSeq and is a predicted model, not a curated record.